AUGCUUCCCGUGACUGAAACUGUGCCGGUCGGAAUGUUCCUCACCUCGCAGGCGAAAGUCCCGGGCACAGGCACAGGGUGGAGGGGCUACCGCCAGGCUUCCGCCAACCUUGAGACUCCAUCAGGCGCAACAAUCCAAAUAUUUACCGACACGGAUCCUACCCAUGUUAUUGGUAACACCUGGUCCUAUUCUGAAAUCGGAAUAAAUCAUCCCCGUCUCAUUUACAACCAGUCCGAAGAUACCUCCCAGGAAAUCCUCUUCGAGUACGCAUUGUGGCAGAUACAGUGGCUCGGAUUCUAUCAAGAGGAGAGCUCAGUAUCCUGGUUUAAUACUACGCUCGAUCCUGUCAUCGAGGGAUUGGGAGGGCCAUACUUCUUCUCGGAGAAUAACACAAUGUCCGUCAACAACACAUUUUUCGAGAUUGCGGAAUCAAAGAAAUCUGCGACUAAUAGUACUGGCACAAGCAAAACCGGCCUCGCCGAUGAUUUAAAACCCGAAAAGCUAGUAGCACGAUCUAAACCACCUCUCAAUAUUGCUCCGCCCAUCGGUGUGCGCUGCACUUUGUCUUCUGUUGCUGGCCUUGCUACUGUCGACGGGACCACAUCGACAUUUAGCGACUUUGAGAGGGUUGACCCCGAGGUUUUGAGCGGGUCUUUUGGAGCGGCCUUUGGCUACGAUGCGGCCUUCAUUCUUCAGAGCGUAGCCAUCGAAGACUUUUACCAGACCACCCGUUCAUCUCCACAAGUGCAGGAAGGAAUUCCAACUUGCGGGACAGCUACUUACACCCGCAAGCCCUGUUACAGGGAGUUAUACUUGCAUCUAGCCUGGAUGCUCUAG
Molecule: messenger RNA, 837 nt
Organism: Parascedosporium putredinis
Lineage: Eukaryota; Fungi; Ascomycota; Sordariomycetes; Microascales; Microascaceae
Source: the annotation of a GenBank genome assembly